AUGCCUGUUUGCGCGAUCAGUUGUGACAAAUUUGGCCGUCGUCCGGUUCUCUUUGUUGGCGCCUUCGUUCUUUUAGUCGGAGUUGCACUACAAGCCGCGGCACAGAACGUCGGAAUGUUCAUUGCUGCCCGAGGAAUCAUUGGCAUGGGCCUCGUGCUAAACAUUACUGCAGCACCGCUCCUCCUCCUGGAAUUGGCCUUUCCUAGACAACAGGGGCCACAGGUGGCCAUAUACAACAGCCUGUGGAACCUGGGUGCUUUGGUUGCCGCGUGGGUCACCUAUGGCACGUUUCGCAUCAAUAGCACAUGGGCAUGGAGACUUCCUUCGCUCCUCCAAGGCCUCUCCAGUGUGUUACAAAUCGAACUUUGCUUCUUAAUUGAAGAGUCACCCCGAUGGCUUAUUAGCAAAGAGCGGGAUGAUGAGGCAAGAAAACUCAUUUGUAAGUAUCAUUCUAAUGGGGACGAUUCCGAUCCUCUAGUUACACUAGAGAUGGAGGAGAUCCGCGUUGCUCUUCAACUCGAGAUGGAGGCGAGACGCACCACCUCGUACAUGACCUUUUUCCAAAGCAAAGGUAACAUUAGACGAUUCUUCAUUAUUCUUUCUGUGGGUUUCUUCUCACAAUGGAGCGGUAAUGGUCUGAUCUCAUAUUACCUCACACUGAUUCUCGACUCGAUUGGCUACAAAUCGGAGAGCACCCAAACCCUUAUCAAUGCACUACUCACUCUGUGGUCAAUGAUUUGGAGCUUGGUAUUCGCUGCUGUGAUGAAUCGAUUUGGUCGGCGCACUCUCUUUCUUAUCUCCACCGCGGGCAUCCUGGCCGUCUAUAUUGUGUGGACAGCGCUCGAAGCUGUGUAUGAGAGAGGGGCGGCGCUGGAUGGAACUAGAGGUGACGAACGCUACGCAAAGGGCGUUCUGGCCAUGAUAUUUCUGUAUAAUUUCUUUUACUCCGUUGGCUGGACGCCUCUGCAAGCUACGUACUGCAUUGAAAUCUUACCCUUCGACUUGCGUGCUCGAGGUCUCGUUUUGUAUAACCUCUUCGUGGCACUUGCUGGUAUCUUCAACCAGUACGUGAAUCCAAUCGGUGUGACGAACAGCAAGUGGAAAUUUUACAUUACCUACAAUGUAUGGCUGGCAUUUGAGCUUGUGGUAGUUUACUUCCUCUUUGUGGAGACUGGCAGUCUCAGUCUGGAAGAAACAGCCGUCAUUUUGGAUGGAAAGGAGUACGGAAACAAGUUGAUUGGAACUGCUGCGUCUAAAGCCGAGGAGAAAAUUGGCGAGACAGCAAAAUUGCAAGCAAUUGCUAAGAGUGAGGAGAUAGUGCCGGAGAAGUUAUAG
This is a messenger RNA of Penicillium hordei, 1335 nucleotides long. Its product is annotated as Major facilitator superfamily domain general substrate transporter. The transcript has a single exon. The coding region runs from base 1 to 1335 and encodes 444 amino acids. Gene Ontology annotation, biological process: transmembrane transport; carbohydrate transport. Gene Ontology annotation, cellular component: membrane. Gene Ontology annotation, molecular function: carbohydrate:proton symporter activity. NCBI's taxonomy places the organism in Eukaryota, Fungi, Ascomycota, Eurotiomycetes, Eurotiales, Aspergillaceae. The record is from RefSeq and is a predicted model, not a curated record.